UUGCGCAUGCUUAACCAGACGUGGCAGCAGCCGCUCGUUCUUCCAGCGCGAGCGGGAGCCGGAGCUUGAAGCCGGAGGUAGCUUGGGUUAUGGCUCAGCCGGGGCGCAGCUUCAGUGGGGCUCCGGUCUGCGGAGGGAGAAUGCUGCUGCUGCUGCUGUUUUCUCUCUUGGCUAUCUUUCCAGCAUGUGUGUUACCAUCAAAGAUAUCGCCUCUGAUAGAAAAAAUUAGUGAUCAGAAGGACUUCAAGAAGCUGUUGAGAACACGAAAUAAUGUGUUGGUGCUAUAUUCCAAAUCUGCGGUAGCUGCUGACAGUUCGCUCAGGUUAUUAUCUGAUGUAGCCCAAGCUGUGAAAGGCCGUGGUACUAUAACAUGGAUAGAUUGCGGUGAUUCAGAAAGCCGAAAACUAUGCAAGAAGAUGAAGGUUGAUCCUGGUUUGAAAGAGAAAGGGAUAGAAUUACUACACUACAAAGAUGGUGCAUUUCACACUGAAUAUAACAGAGCAUUUACACUGAAGUCACUGGUUGCCUUUCUAAAGGAUCCUGAAGGAGCUCCAUUGUGGGAGGAAGAUCCUGAAGCCAAAGAUGUUGCCCAUAUUGACAGUGAAAAGGAACUGAAAAGACUUCUUAAGAAAGAAGAUAAACCUGUUCUGCUGAUGUUCUAUGCUCCUUGGUGUGGAGUUUGCAAAAGAAUGAUGCCAGCUUUCCAACAAGCAUCCACCGAACUGAAGGGCAUGUAUGUACUUGCAGGGAUGAAUGUCUACUCAUCUGAAUUCGAAAAAAUAAAAGAAGAAUACAAUGUCCGGGGAUAUCCAACAAUAUGCUACUUUGAAAAGGGGAAAUUCCUGUUUAAUUUUGAAAACUAUGGUGCCUACAGCAAGGACAUUGGAGAAUGGCUGCAAAACCCUCAGCCACCUAAGCCACAGGCUCCUGAGACGCCUUGGUCAGAAGAGGAAAAUGCUGUUUUUCACCUAACAGAUGAUGACUUUGACAAGUUUAUCAAGGAUCAUUCUUCUGUAUUGGUGAUGUUCUAUGCACCGUGGUGUGGACAUUGUAAGAAAAUGAAGCCGGAAUAUGAGAAAGCCGCAGAGAUGCUCCAUGCAGACAGUGAUAAACCAGGUGUUUUGGCAGCAGUAGAUGCAACUGUCAACAAAGCUGUGGCAGAAAAAUUUCACAUAUCAGGAUUUCCAACUGUCAAGUUCUUUCAGGAUGGAGAAGAGAAAUACACCUUGCCUCAUCUCCGCACGAAGAGUAAAAUUGUGGAAUGGCUGUUAAAUCCUCAGGCACCUCCUCCACCUGAACCAACUUGGGAAGAAAAGCAAACAAGUGUUAUCCAUCUUGCAGGUGAAGACUUCCGAGAAUUUUUGAAGAAAAAGAAGCACUCACUCGUAAUGUUUUAUGCUCCAUGGUGUCCACAUUGUAAGAACUCAAUUCCACAUUUCACAACAGCAGCAGAACUCUUUAAAGAAGAUCGUAAGAUUGCCUAUGCUGCAGUGGAUUGUGCCAAAGAACAAAACCGUGACUUGUGUAAGCAGGAAGGAGUGGAUGGAUAUCCAACCUUUAACUAUUAUAAUUAUGGAAAAUUUAUAGAAAAAUACAAUGGAGACAGAGUGGAAUCUGGAUUUUCAGUUUACAUGCGAACUCUCCGAGAGCGAGAUCAUGAGAAGAUAGGGAAGAAGAAAGAUGAAUUGUAACUUCUGCCUCAAAAAGAAACAAGAAAAAAAAAACACAAUUCCACUGCACUGUGAAGGGUCUCAGGGUCACUGGUACAAGGCCUGAGAUGAUACAUCUUUUAAAGAACAGACUUUGCUUUUAUAGACCGCCAUUGCCAUUUUCUACAACUUUGAAAAUAAAUUAAAAUCAUUCUUUUUUCUUUUUAAAGAAAAAUACUGUCAUUGUUGCCAUAUUCUGUUAUGGAGAAGAACAAAAGAAGAGCAUUUUCUUGCUAUUCAGUGCACCUAUGCCCAUCGAUACUCCUAUGCAAUCUUUUUGUAAUCUGUAGGUUUGAUAGUGAUUUCCUCUGACAAAGUAAUCUUUGCGUGUGUUUUUCUUUUAAUUUUGAAAAGAGAUUUAUGAGAAAUGGCUUUUAAAAAUGGGAGGGGGGGAAAUAAAAGAAGAUGCAAAAAUAUUCAUCAGAUACAAGUUCAAUUAGGGGAAGUAGAGGAAGUAGAGCAUGCUGGUACACUCGGAGGCCUCAGCCCAACGGUUUGUCAAGGGCAGUUUUACAGGGCACGUGUGCCUGGCACUUAUUUCAGGACCCAUUUUGGGAUAAAGGGGCACUUUCAGUCCAGGGCAGUGGUAGAAUUCACUUACCUUUGCUAUGUGAGCAUGUGCAGAAGGUCGCACAUUACAUUGGGGCAGGUGGGCGGAGUCUCCAACAGCCGCCACUACUGGUUCACCCAAGCCUGUAAGAACCGGCCGAAUACCACCUCUGGUCCAGAGAUUCCAUGUUCUGCACAGUGUCACUUUGUGUAGUUGAUGGGACAUCAGCAAGAACAAGGCACCAUGGCAGGAUUGAUACAAUUUAGGGGCUACAGGAGGGAGAAUAACUUUUCCCGCCAUCAGCGGAUAUAUUUCUAGCCACGUUCAAUUUUGCCAAAUGUACAGCAUGUCAGCUUACGAUUAGGAUGUCCUCUUGCCAUCUUGCAAAGAUUAUGCUUCUUCUCCCCCUCUCCCCACCCCCCACCCCGAUUAAUGUGGGAGAGUCAUUUUUAAGAUGCUCAGGGAUAAUAGGAAAUAAUGAAGCAUUGGGCCAUUUCAGAUCUUAAUUGACUGUAGUGGUGUUUUACUUUUCCUCCUCUUCUUUUUGUAAUAUGCCGUACCUGAAUUGUUUACAUAUCUUUAUAGAAUGUAUGAUUGAUUAAAAUCAAUGUCUCUGCAGCAGCACACAUCAAGUAUGAAAGCGACUCUUGGUGUAUGUGUUGACAUUCAUGUUGUCAGAUGCUCCUUUAGGUGUAGUGCAGGUAGAAGCUUCUAUUUAAUUUAUGACAACAACUGAGUCUUUGCUAAGCAUUCCACCUGACUGUUUGACAGAGGCAUUGAUAUUUUUGAUAGGCAGAACCGUCAUGCAACUAUAUGUAUUUAUGUUCCAAAGGCUUGUCUGUAUGUGGAUAUUAAAAGAAACAUAACUUUUUAAGAGCUCUAUAGAAACAGGUCAUACUUUUUUAAAGAACAACAACAACACAACACUUGUCUGGCCCUGUCAGCAGUGUAAAGAAAAUACAGCAUUAUAACCAGCUUUUACAGGUCCGUAAUUGUGUGCUGAUUCUGUGAAGGUGAUCUGGACAAUCUGUCUUUAUGGAUUUAUGAUUAUUAUUUUUGUGAUUUUUUUGAAUUGGAUCCAAAAAUAAAAUGAUUGGAAAUAUGCAA
Messenger RNA from Thamnophis elegans (Western terrestrial garter snake), 3366 nucleotides. RefSeq names its product protein disulfide isomerase family A member 5 (gene PDIA5). Gene Ontology annotation, biological process: protein folding. The record is from RefSeq and is a predicted model, not a curated record. Gene Ontology annotation, cellular component: endoplasmic reticulum. Lineage: Eukaryota; Metazoa; Chordata; Lepidosauria; Squamata; Natricidae. The transcript is spliced from 17 exons. Bases 90 to 1691 code for a protein of 533 amino acids. Gene Ontology annotation, molecular function: protein disulfide isomerase activity.